Cladocopium goreaui is the source of this 1594-nucleotide messenger RNA. The record is from the annotation of a GenBank genome assembly. NCBI's taxonomy places the organism in Eukaryota, Dinophyceae, Suessiales, Symbiodiniaceae.
GCACUUCUUCUUGAUUUUGUUGCCGCAUCUCGCCCACACGUACACAGCACCCCAGCGCCAAUGUCCUUUGAAGUGCGGAUUUGUGAAGGAUGAACCCAAGCGGCUCCGGGCAUGACGGGCAUGACGCCCGGCCCCCAAGCGGCUCCACCAGGAAGGUCACGCCUGAAGUGUCGCUGCCGCAAGCCUCGCCACGGAAGGUCUCUUUGAGGUCCAGGAGCAAAAAGUUUUACAUGGAAGCUGCUCCAUGGUUCCGAGCAAAUCAGGCCGCCGCCGACGACGCGCACAGCGAUGCAGAAAGCGUGACGAGCGAAUAUCGAGGAGAAGAUGGAGCUGAUUUAUUCGAAGCUCAGGAAUCAACAGAUGCCUCAGGGGCAUCCUCGCUGCCAACAGCGCUGCAGUCGGGGCGUGUCUCGCGCAGCUCGGUGCCGUCGGAAGCAAUGACACUGUCGCCUACUGCUCUGAAGAAAUCGAACCUGGAGUUGGAGCUACCGGUGGUGCCCAACAGGGGAGCCGAUGUGAGCCCUUUGAGUGCUUCCAGAUCUAGCGUGGGGGCAGUGUCCAACAAGACCACGGAAGCCGAUGUGCAGGUCUCCGCCAGCACGGCGGGGGAGUGGGUGAAUCGCCUUGCAGCUCUCCAGGAAGUGGGGAAUGAACACGCAGCCUGUGCAGGCAGAAUCUGGAACGUGAUGAAGGAGAUCUUUCCAGAGGUGAAGACGUUGGACACGAUCGAGCAAACAAAGAUGAAAGAGAGUAUCCUCUCGGAGCUUGAGAUGAGUCGUCGUUUGCUCGAACAACACGCGCAAGGUCUGGUUGGUACAGAUUUGGCUGAGCUACGCUUCAUCCAAUCAGAGACGAAACGAGCCAAUGAGCGCUUGGUCAGGAUAGAUAAGCUCUACGCCAAAGAGCUCAAUGCGUUACGAAGUAUCUUGGACGGAGACGUCAAGGUGGCCCCCAGGGAAGACUACGAGCCCAUGAUGUUCUUGGAGCCGGAAGAGCGCGGUUGUCUUUUGACCCUCCUCGAAGAAAAGCUCCAGGCGUUGUUCUCGGAGAAGCCUGAGCUGGAGUUGAUGAUCAAUCAGAAAGAAUACAUCCGACUGCAGGAGCUGUUUAAAAAGGAACGGCUGAGUGGUUUGGAACGGCAAGUGGCCAAUUUUACCCAGAAGUUGGAAGAGAUCACGAAUCAGGUGACCUUGUUGGAAGCCGAAAACGAGAAACUUGCCAAGAGACACGCCAAGGAGAUGCGACGCACCUCGUCGACCAGCAGCCCGGGAACCAGCAGUCGGACACUGCAGGAUCAUAGGAGACCUUCAGGAGCAGCGACGUCACCGACGCAACGAGGCUCCGGAGAGUCUUCGGCGCGACAAGUCGCCACCCCUGUGGGAAAACCCAAAGCUGGUCGCCCGAAGAGGGGCGUCAAAUAUUCUCGGCCAGGUCGGGAGGCUGGUGACUCCAGCGAUGCCUGACCAGGUGGGUCACACUCCGCACCUGUGAGCCCUGUGACCCCGCCGUCGCAAAGCGCCGUGCCUUGCACGGCUCCGGAUACCCCAAAAUGGCCAUUUUCAUGGGGUUCACCAUGGGAUCUGAUGGAUCUGGG